AUGGCCGACCCAAACCCCUCUCAACCACCCAUGGACAACAACGACGACGUGUUCCUCGACCCAGAAGCCGAAGCAGCCGCCAUGGCCGCAGCAAUGGGUUUCUCCUCCUUCGGCCAACAAGCUCCCCUUGCCGGCGGAGACUCCGACCCCGACGACGACAACUCCGCUGCCGGUGACCGUCCCUCAAAGAAGAGGAGGUACAACUCCCGCGUGGACGCCUACGUUGGACCAGCACCACAGGGGACGGGGGCGAAUGACGUGCCUGUUCAGAGGAGGGUUUUCAACAAUGCACCGAAGGAGGGGAGUGUUGGAGCUACGGCGGGAGGUGGACUGAAGGAUGAGAACGAAAUUGAUCUGGAUGACAACGAAAUCGACCUUGGCGACGAUGACGAGGAGGGUGUCGAUGCGGGAAGGAGUGCGAUGACGGCGACGGCGACGACGCUGUCGAUUAAUCCAUCACUACCACCUAAGCCGCAAGUUCAAAUGGCAACUCAACAAGGCUUCCAGAAUCCAAACAACCAAAGAGGUGGUCAUGGUGGACGAGGCGGUGGUAGAGGCGGUGGUAGGGGCGGUCACGGUGGAACCCACGGCCGUGACCCAACAAAACCUUGGUACACCGAUUACUACGACCCCUCGAGCAACGAGAACCCGUGGGAGCGACUGGAGAAGGUGCGGGGGCUGGACACUUUGGGGAAGUGGUUGCCUAGUCGGUCUGGAGGUGGUGGCCGUGGUGGUCGUGGAGGGUUUGGGGCCGGGUCUGGUGGUCCGUCGGGUGCUCAGGAGGGGACAGCUCAGCAGGAGGGUGUGCAGGUUGUGCAGGCUGUGCAGGAGGUGGCUUAA
Molecule: messenger RNA, 840 nt
Organism: Sordaria macrospora k-hell
Lineage: Eukaryota; Fungi; Ascomycota; Sordariomycetes; Sordariales; Sordariaceae
Source: RefSeq, a predicted model, not a curated record